UAUAAAGACACGAGAGGAAGUGGCUCUGAGAGUCCACAUCUGAAUCUGACAGAGUCAAGAUGGCACUAAUGCUGCAGCUUUGCUUCCUAGUCUUGUUUGUAAGGGGAUCCAUUGCAGUGGAACAUUUGACUGUGAUGGAGGGUGAGACACUAACCAUGAAGUGUCGCAUUAGAAAUGCCGAAGGGAGCCACGUGGAAUGGAAGAAUCCUGAUGGGCAUGUUAUGUUUUUUAAUAACCAGAAGGCCCUGAAGGACAAGCGCUACAAGAUAAUAAACUUGUCUGACUCCGUUUUUUCAGUCAGUGUGUCUGAUGUCACCUUCAAAGAUGGAGGCCUCUACACAUGUUUACAUUACAUUCACAAAGUACCUGUAGUGAAGUGGGUUAAUGUGACAGUUUUGGGUAAGCCAAAAUUGGAGAUAACAGAACACAAUGGAAAGACUGCCAUAAAAUGUUCUGCAGUGGGAAAUGGCCAUCCUCCCAAAAUCUCAUGGCUGUUGGAGAGUGGGUUAGAAAUAUAUGCUCAGCCUCAGUAUCUGUUGGACAAAAACACAUAUUCCUCCCUGGAUAUCUUGCAUGUUCAGUCCUACAAGAGGAGAGUCACAUUGAAAUGCAUUGUUCGCCAUCCAGCCUUACACAAUUCAUCCCUGAUGAAUUUUGUGAAGAUUGGACAGAAUCCCACUGAGGAAUCACACUCCACUACGAGAGCCUCUCAUUGGCUCAGUACAGGUCUAACAGAGGUAACAACAACAGUCUCCCGUUGGCAUAGUACACAGGUGUCAACAGAAACACCAACAGCUACAGCCUUAAAUUGGCCCAAUACAGAAGGAUCACCAGCAUCAACACCUGACUUACAACUCAGCACUCACAAUUGGUUGUCAGUGUCCCAGACAACAGAGAACACACCUCAUAAUGGCACAGGACACAACUCCAGCAAUGCUAAAGGAAGCUUCUUCAAUGAUACGGAGACGCAGAAAGGAACUGGAGGAAGUGCGCUGUUGCUCAUCUUACUUGUAACAGGCCUCAUCCUUGGUCUGCUCGUGGUUGUUUCGCUCUUCGUGAUCAAGCUGAGGAGGGCUCACAUACUCUGGAAGAAAGUUUUGAUCAUUACAGAAAAUGACGACUCGGAUCAAUCUGUGGAAAGCAACAGAUCAAAAUCAAGCAAUGAAGAGAAACAAUCUCGAGGAAGAAGGGGCAAUGGACUGUUUAACAUCAGAUUCACAAAGUAUGUCGUUGAGGAACCCAUGGCAACAGAGACGAUGACAACAACAAACAUCAAAACAGAAGAGGAUCCUGAAAUUCAAGUCAUCCCACAGAAAAAUGGAGCAACCCAUAGCCCUCAGAACAAGGAGAGGGAACUGUAACAUUUUACAGUGUUAUCAUAUAGAGAAUUCACAUUGAAUUCUAAGUCAUCAUAAGCACAAAGAUGUUACACCAUAUUUUGGGAAGGAAUGUUGUUUUAAAACAUGUACUUUGAUAUGGUGGAUUAUUAUGUAUGAUUUCAUUGUUUUAUCAAAGUUUAUUUUUAUACUGAAAAACAAUGAAGAAUAUACAACAUAAGGAUAUGGAUUUUUCUCUGGAAAUAUUGUAUAAAUGUAUUGUAUUUACACACUAUCUUAUCACAAACUGUCUUUGUUUUGGUGAUUUCUCUAUUGGGCCACAUUGCUUUGAAUAACAAAUACCAUGAACUGUCUCCUGCCAGUUGAAUGCUCGGCUAGAACAAAACAUGCACCCUCCUGGGGGUCCCCUAAAAAUGAGUUCAAGAGAAAUACUGUUGUAAGCUACCGAGGGAAACCGUUUUGUACUUCACAAAUAAAUUGACUGGAAAAUG
Messenger RNA from Oncorhynchus nerka (sockeye salmon), 1828 nucleotides. Its product is annotated as cytotoxic and regulatory T-cell molecule-like. The coding region runs from base 60 to 1361 and encodes 433 amino acids. Gene Ontology annotation, biological process: cell recognition; positive regulation of natural killer cell mediated cytotoxicity directed against tumor cell target; detection of tumor cell. The record is from RefSeq and is a predicted model, not a curated record. Gene Ontology annotation, cellular component: plasma membrane. The transcript has 10 exons. Gene Ontology annotation, molecular function: signaling receptor binding. Lineage: Eukaryota; Metazoa; Chordata; Actinopteri; Salmoniformes; Salmonidae.